Molecule: messenger RNA, 1390 nt
Organism: Pogonomyrmex barbatus (red harvester ant)
Lineage: Eukaryota; Metazoa; Arthropoda; Insecta; Hymenoptera; Formicidae
Product: kxDL motif-containing protein CG10681
Biological process (GO): lysosome localization
Cellular component (GO): BORC complex
Source: RefSeq, a predicted model, not a curated record
GCGCGCCUCUCGUCGCAGUUUCGUCGUGUUUUGUCGCGUUGUGUGUCGCGUCUGGUUGCGUCGCACAUAUUUCAAAUCGUGCCGAUUCGUCUUUUUGGAGUGGAGAUAAUCGCCGGACUCGACGGACGACUGUUGCGUUUUCUUUUCGCACAUUUUGUACCACUAAUCUAAUUAAUCUAAUUCGGUCUAAUUAAUCUAAUUGGUCUAAUUUGAUGCAUCACGGUGAUCGAUAACAACUUCGUCGUCGCCCGCAUUAGCCCUUUACGUCGACGCGAACCUUCUUCAGGAAGAGAACGCAGCGGAAUGAGGAUACAACAGGGCGAAUAAGCUCGGCAUAAUGACGGUGUGAUUGCGAGAAUGUUGCUUGAAAGUUGACAUUUUUUUCUCGUUUAACGUGAUGAUCCAGGGGUUAAAAAUACGUGCAAUUUGCUGUUCAAUUCUUUGGUAAUCCCGUAGUGGCGAAAGCAUGGCAGCGGCACAAGGCACACCGGAGUCGGAUACCGGAAGCUUCGAGUGCUUCAGGAAUUAUACGGCGCCGGAAGUGUUCGUGCAAGGCCUAGCUGGCAUCGUUGAUCAGCAAGAUGUGGAGUCUAUGAUUCGUGCUCAGAAACAGAUGUUACAGAGAUUUGAAAAAACCAAUGAGAUGUUGACAAAUUGCAAUCAAUUGUCAGUAAACAGACUCAAGACAGCUGGUACAGAAUUCAAAAAGCACACUGCUCUUUUAAUCGAGAUGAAGAGAGACCUGGAUUAUAUUUUUAAGAAGAUUCGCUUGAUAAAAAAUAAACUGAGUCAACAGUAUCCACAGGCAUUCAAUGAGGCGGUAAGAAGCAGCUUGGCGGAGGAAGUGAUCGUGGAGGAUGUCGAUUGCCCAGUGAAACCCCUCGAACCGGAAGUCGUGCCGCUGCCAUCCGCCCCGGCUCAUGGUAUUACCGAACAAGAUCCCGAUUCAGAUGUGCCGGUCGAGGAGUUUCAGUUCGCGAAGCUGCGCAAACGGCGAAUAAAGAGUAACGACAGCUCGUCGACGGAGAGCAACAACGAUCAAAGUAACGCCGACACAUCGUCCUGCACGUCCGACACCGGUUAAAAGAAAGCCGGGCAAUAAUGAGGGAAAGAGAGGGAAAAGAAUGAGAGAAAUCUUUAUCAUAAUAAUAUUCCAAGUUGGACUAAUGCACCGGCCAUUUCGAAGGUUACUUGAGACAAGCUGCUUGUACAAGCUAAUCAUUCGAUUGAAAUCAAUCAAUUGGCAUUAAGGUCGCGGGAUCUCGAGAUCGAGGUAGAGAGCGUCUAGAUGCCGCCGAUGCCGCACACAGCAUAUCUCGAUGUCAUUGUGUGAUCUGCGAGCUUGUGAAUACUGUCAAUGUUGAGCAAAAUAAAUUCUUUGUACAUGGUA